UUCACUUCCUUUGUCUGGAGGAGGGCGUGGGGGGAAGGGGCGCAGGAGAGAGGAGGGGCCCCGAUGCCGGUACCAGCGCCCCCGCCCCUGAGCAGGGUGUCGAGCCCGACUGUCACUCGGCUCCCGCGCCGGGAGCAGCCUCCGGGCCAGCACGCGCGCCGUUCACGCACUCCCCCGGGGUGCCCGCACCGGGCCCUGCGGGGCGCGUCGAGCUGGGGAGGGCUCCGUGGGUGUCCGGGCAGCUGGGUGACCUUGGGUGCCAGCCUCGUGCCCCUCGGUGCCCGUCCGCUGAUGUGCCCGGCCUGUGCUCGCCAUGUCGCCUUCCAUCUCGGCCUUCCAGGCCGCCUACAUCGGCAUCGAGGUGCUCAUCGCCCUGGUCUCCGUGCCCGGGAACGUGCUGGUGAUCUGGGCAGUGAAGGUGAACCAGGCGCUGCGCGAUGCCACCUUCUGCUUCAUCGUGUCGCUGGCGGUAGCUGACGUGGCGGUGGGCGCCCUGGUCAUCCCCCUCGCCAUCCUCAUCAACAUCGGGCCGCGGACCUACUUUCACACCUGCCUCAUGGUCGCCUGCCCUGUCCUUAUCCUAACCCAGAGCUCCAUCCUGGCCCUGCUGGCCAUCGCCGUGGACCGCUACCUACGGGUCAAGAUCCCGCUCAGGUACAAGACGGUGGUGACGCCCCGACGGGCUGCGGUGGCCAUUGCCAUUUGCUGGAUCCUCUCCUUUGUGGUGGGGCUGACACCCAUGUUUGGCUGGAACAACUUGCAGGAGGUGGAGAGGACCUGGAAGGCCAAUGGCAGCACGGGCGAGCCAGUGAUCAAGUGUGAGUUUGAGAAGGUCAUCAGCAUGGAGUACAUGGUCUACUUCAACUUCUUCGUCUGGGUGCUGCCCCCACUGCUUCUCAUGGUCCUCAUCUACCUGGAGGUCUUCUACCUGAUCCGCAAGCAGCUGAGCAAGAAGGUGGGCGCCUCCUCGGGGGACCCGCAGAAGUACUACGGCAAGGAGCUGAAGAUCGCCAAGUCUCUGGCCCUCAUCCUCUUCCUUUUUGCCCUGAGCUGGCUGCCCCUGCAUAUCCUGAACUGCAUUACCCUCUUCUGCCCUUCCUGUCACAAGCCCAGCAUCCUUAUCUACAUCGCCAUCUUCCUCACGCAUGGCAACUCCGCCAUGAACCCCAUCGUCUAUGCUUUCCGUAUCCAGAAGUUCCAGGUCACCUUCCUCAAGAUCUGGAAUGACCAUUUCCGCUGCCGGCCCACACCGCCCGUGGAUGAGGACCCUGAGGAGAGGCCUGAUGACUAGAUCCCAUUCCCCACCCCAGUUGCCCACACCCGGGCUUUCAGCCCAUCCACAUGUUCCUCUGUCCAACUGGUCCCUCCGACCCCCACCGGAACCCUCCCUGUCUAGGCUGUGUUCUGCAGACGCCUGCACCUGUGCGUCCUGGCAGAGGUGUGGGAGGGUCACCUGUGGGGAAGGAACCCAGCGCCCCCUCCAGCUGCCUGAGCACCUCGUGUCCACAGCAGGAUGAGGCUGGCCGAUUGAGCUCGGGGCCUACCCUGGCAGGGUGGUGACUGCCCGAGGUGGAGAUACAGCAGGAGGAGAGGGUCCCUCCAAGCGGGAGGUGAGAAUGGAGAUAUCCUAACACUUCUUUCUCCCCUGGGUGUAGGAAAGAGUGGCCAGAGCAGUUGAGGCACAGGAAUCAGGGGUUACCAGUCAUGCCCCUGUGCUGCUCCCCCGGAUUUGCCAACCCCCUGUGCUCCAGUCAUGCUGGGUGCUGUGGUGCCAACUGGAAAGCAGGGAUUACACUGGGGAGAAGCAGAAAGACUAGGUCCAGAGUCAUUUCCAGCAUCGCUUUAUUGUCCACCAGCCCCUGAAGGCCUUAGUGAAGAGGUAGGGCCGGGCUGCAGGUGGCCGCCAGGGGGCAGUGACGAGCGCAGACUGGCCCUUUGUGUCCAGAUCCUCCUGCAGCUACAUCAAUGUCUGAGCUGGACCCUCCCAGUGCCCUCUGCUCUGAAGCACAUUCCGUUUGCCAGGGAAGGGAACUGAUGGGGGCCAUUUUGGGGAACAGGAGGAAGGACACGGCUCCCCUGGCUGGGAGAUGCCCCACUUCCCCUGCAUGUAGCACUUUCCAGGGAUCCUGGCGUUUUGGGGUAGAGUCUGGCAUCAAAGCACCUGACCCCUGCCAAGUCCGGAGCUCCAGCUGGGAGGGUAGGGUGAGGUGGGAUGGGGUCCCAGGGCCAUGAGCAACUCCAGCUCUAUUCUGAGUCCUUCCCUUUGUGGAGGGAUCUUGCUCCCAGAAGGGCGGUGAUGAAUAAAAGACUGAACAUCUGGA
Suncus etruscus (white-toothed pygmy shrew) is the source of this 2321-nucleotide messenger RNA. It is a transcript of the gene ADORA1, whose product is annotated as adenosine A1 receptor. Gene Ontology annotation, cellular component: dendrite; membrane; synapse. The record is from RefSeq and is a predicted model, not a curated record. The transcript has 3 exons. NCBI's taxonomy places the organism in Eukaryota, Metazoa, Chordata, Mammalia, Eulipotyphla, Soricidae. Bases 314 to 1291 code for a protein of 325 amino acids. Gene Ontology annotation, biological process: G protein-coupled adenosine receptor signaling pathway. Gene Ontology annotation, molecular function: G protein-coupled adenosine receptor activity.